AACUUGCUGUCUUAACAUCUCUCUCUCUCUCUGAAAAAAUCUCACACAUUUCCCGAGAAAAUCUGACCGGAACUAGCUACAUAUAAUUAUGAGUUGCCGGCGAAGCUCUCCGGCAGCCAUGUGUACAGUUUCUGUAGCUGCUGUGUCAUUCGUGCUGCUUGGUUUUUUAUUCUCUGUUGUUUCAGCUCAGGGAUCUACUCCUCCUCCCUUGCCAACGCUGAGCGGAAAUCCAUCUUUGGUUAUAGCACGUGGCGGGUUUUCCGGAAUAUUUCCAGAUUCUAGCUCGAUUGCUUAUCAAUUUGCAUUGAUGACUAGCGUGCCUGAUGUGAUUCUAUGGUGUGAUGUUCAGUUAACUAAAGAUGGAGUUGGAAUCUGUGCUCCUGAUAUUAAGCUUGAAAAUUCUACUGAUAUUUCACUAUCUACAAAAUUUAAGGAGAAUACUUACUUUGUUAAUGGAGUUUCAACCAAGGGAUGGUUUUCUAUCGAUUUCACUUUCAGUGACUUGCGUUCCGUCUUCUUGACACAAGGAAUUUAUUCUCGAUCUAAUAAGUUCGAUGGCAAUCAGUUUCAAAUUCAAUCUGUUGAGAAUGUAACUAGCUUAAAACCACCAGGCAUAUGGUUGAAUAUUCAGCAUGAUGCAUUCUACACGCAGCACAAUUUGAGCAUGAGAAGUUAUGUACUUUCCCUAUCUAAAAGAGUGGUAAUCAAUUACAUCUCAUCACCUGAGGUGGCUUUCUUGAGGGGUAUUGCUUCACGGUUCAAUCCUAAAACAACAAAGUUGGUCUUCCGAUUUCAAGGACCGAAUGAUAUUGAAUUUUCGACAAACCAAACUUAUGGUUCUUUGUUAAGGAAUUUAACGUUUAUCAAGACAUUUGCCUCUGGAAUUCUUAUUCCCAAGGGUUACAUUUGGCCUGUUGAUACAAAUCUUUACUUACAACCUCAUACUCCUGUUGUCCUGGAUGCCCACAAGGCGGGGCUAGAAGUUUUUGCAUCAGAGUUCUACAAUGAUGUCCCUUUUGCUUUCAAUUAUAGCUAUGAUCCAGUGUCUGAAUAUCUAUCUUUUGUUGACAAUGGUGAUUUCUCCGUCGAUGGUGUGCUGUCUGACUUCCCAAUCACUGCAUCAGGGGCAUUAGAUUGCUAUUUUCAGCUGGGCAAAAAUGCCACUAAACAAUCCGAUCUGUUGGUCAUCUCAAGAAAUGGUGCUAGUGGAGAUUACCCUGGUUGUACUAACUUGGCAUACCAGAAGGCUAUUUCAGACGGUGCAGAUGUUAUCGACUGUUCAGUUCAAAUGUCGAAGGAUGGAGUACCAUUUUGCCUAAGCUCCAUAAAUCUCAUUGACAGUACAACAAUUACUCAGUCCAACUACAGUAGCCUUGCUGUAAUAGUUCCAGAGCUUAAGAAAGGCAGCGGAAUAUAUACUUUUAGCUUGACAUGGAGCCAGAUUCAAAGCUUAACUCCUGCAAUAUCCAACCCUUUUGCAAACUAUGCACUGUUUCGGAAUCCAAAGUUCAGAAGUGCUGGGAAAAUUAUAUCUCUGUCUGAUUUCUUGACCCUCGCAAAGAAUGCUAGCACUCUCUCUGGUGUCUUGAUCAGUAUCGAGAAUGCAGCAUAUCUUAUAGAGAAGCAGCAAUUGCCUGUAACUGAUGCAGUCCUUAAAGUCUUGAGCGAUGCCGGUUAUGAGAAUCAGACUGCAAUAGAUGUUAUGAUUCAGUCCUCCAGUAGUGCCGUACUAAUGAAGUUGAAGGACAAAACUAAAUACAAGCUUGUAUACAAAGUUGAUGAGAAUAUUCGAGAUGCUCUGGAUGCGACCAUUCAAGAAAUCAAGAAAUUUGCCAAUUCUGUGGUUGUCAGCAAGGAUUCUGUAUUCCCUGAUGAUGUACUCUUCCUAAAAGGUUCUACAGAGGUUGUCCAGAAACUACAAGCAGCUGGGCUCCCUGUUUACGUAGAACUCUUCAGCAAUGAGUUUGUAUCUCAACCAUGGGACUUCUUCUCGGACCCAAGUGUGGAAGUCAACUCCUAUUUCAUGGGAGCCAAUAUAAGUGGUGUUAUUACAGACUUUCCGAAAACAUCAGAUAGAUAUAGAAGGAACAAAUGUUUGAAAUUGGGCAAGGACACACCUUCCUACAUGAGCCCUGUUCAACCAGGCGGUCUUUUGCAGCUAAUUACGCCUGAAUACUUGCCACCAGCUGAGGCUCCUAAUCCCGUGCUAACAGAAGCUGACGUGGAAGAGUCACCUCUGCCCUCCGUUACAGCUAGAGCUCCUUCGUCAAGCCCAGGUGGAAGUACAGCAGCUCCACCGCCAAAUGGGCAGCAUAGUAUAGCAGCAUGCAUCUUCCUGUCAAACCUAGCUAUUUUCUUCACCAUUGUUUUGCUGCUUUAAGACCAGAAAACAGGUGGCAUGUCUCAUUGUUGUAGGAUGAAGGAGAGAUUUUUGCAAAUAAUUUUGGUUAUUUAAAUGAAAAGUGAUGGCUGUGAAUUAUUUUUGUAUUGUUAUUAUGGUAGGUAUGUUCAUUCUUCCUCUUGUAUUUUUAGAGAACAAGUUCAAGACAAAUUGAUAAUCUGUUUCAUUUAUGUAACAUAUCUUUGUAUUCUUUGGUGUUUGUAUUAUUUAUGAGAGAAGUUGAGGGAUGGAUAGAUCAAUAUUUAUGUAACCAUGGAUUGAUACAUUGAGUAAGCUUCUUUCU
Molecule: messenger RNA, 2684 nt
Organism: Mercurialis annua (annual mercury)
Lineage: Eukaryota; Viridiplantae; Streptophyta; Magnoliopsida; Malpighiales; Euphorbiaceae
Product: glycerophosphodiester phosphodiesterase GDPDL3
Exons: 9
Coding region: 89-2380 (763 amino acids)
Biological process (GO): lipid metabolic process
Molecular function (GO): glycerophosphodiester phosphodiesterase activity
Source: RefSeq, a predicted model, not a curated record